This is a messenger RNA of Helianthus annuus (common sunflower), 1864 nucleotides long. RefSeq lists its product as uncharacterized. The transcript has 6 exons. Lineage: Eukaryota; Viridiplantae; Streptophyta; Magnoliopsida; Asterales; Asteraceae. The record is from RefSeq and is a predicted model, not a curated record. The coding region runs from base 336 to 1610 and encodes 424 amino acids.
ACCAUAGAGAAAGAAAAAUGGAGUGCAGUUUUGGCAAGGGUUACUUACAAAUCGGUUUUGCAAACAAACAAAUCCCCAUUUAAAACUCUCUUUCUCGCUCUACUCUCUCUCAUGAUCAGCAUGUUUACACUUGAGGUAUGCACAAAAUACUAAUUUUUUUCACUCCCAAAAAACCCCUAUAAUUUCUCCCCUUUUGAACUCGCUAAUUAGGGCUUCUGAUCUCACUCAAGAAUGUAGGUUUUGAUUAUGCACACAAUCUGGUUGCUAUAGGCUGAACAUUACUAAAGAAUUAAACUGUUUACAUACACAAGGUUCCAUAUUCGGUGUACUCGAAAAUGAGUUCGCGGUUUCCAUCUCAUCAGUUGAAUAAUGGUUUGUAUGUAUCGGGGCGGCCCGAACAGCCAAAAGAAAGGACUCCAACCAUGUCAUCCACGGCAGUUCCUUACACUGGCGGCGACAUUAAAAAAUCUGGCGAACUUGGAAAAAUGUUUGACGUAGAAAACGCUAGUUCCCGACCAAGAAAGUCUGGACCUAUAUCUAACGCCCCGUUAAGAACUGGGUCGUUUGGUGGUGGAAACUCAUCUCAUUCCAACCAAACAUCGUCGAAUUCGGGUAACCGAAUGGGUUCAUCCGGGGCUGGUUCUGGUUCAUCGUCAAUGAAGAAAGCUAGUUCUGGUCCUUUAAAUAAACAUGGUGAGCCUAUUAGGAAAUCUUCCGGACCGCAGGGUGGAGGGAUGCCGACUUCUAGACACAACUCUGGACCCAUCCCACCGGUUCUCCCAACCACAGGGCUCAUCACAUCUGGGCCCCUGAACUCAGCUGGUGCGCCCCGAAAGGGGUCUGGUGCAGCAGAUGGUGCAGGGACGGGUAAAUCGCGAACCACCAUGGUUAAAAAUCAAGCGGUUACUUACCUUCGCCGUGAAGAUUCGAGCUUGGCUUUUGGUUUGAGUGGAUGUUGGGGAAGAAAAUCUAUGAUUGAUUUUAUUGAUGGGUAUCCUGAUGCUGAACUUAGAACCGCAAAAAAUGGACAGUUUGUCAAGGUGUCUGGGGUGGUUACUUGCGGAAACGUUCCUCUAGAAUCAUCAUUCCAGAGGGUUCCCAGAUGUGUUUAUACGUCCACAAGUUUAUACGAAUAUCGUGGAUGGGGUUCGAAACCUGCAAAUCCCACACACCGACGUUUUUCUUGGGGCCUGCGAUCCAUGGAGAGGCACGUAGUGGAUUUCUAUAUAUCCGACUUCCAGUCUGGCUUAAGGGCGUUAGUUAAGACUGGUUAUGGGAACCGUGUGACACCGUAUGUUGAGGAAUCUGUUGUUCUAGAAGUUGACCAGUCAAACAUAGAAUCAUCUCCACAAUUCCUCACAUGGUUGAGUGACAGAAAUAUCUCUAGGGAUGAUCGUGUCAUGCGCCUCAAAGAAGGGUAUAUUAAAGAAGGUAGUACGGUGAGUGUGAUGGGAAUCGUGCAACGACACAACAACGUGUUGAUGAUUGUUCCACCAUCAGACCCAGUGCCGGUUGGAUGCCAAUGGACCCGAUGCCUCCUUCCUGUGAACCUGGAGGGAAUCGUGUUGAGAUGUGAUGACUCAUCAAAGCUCGACGUCAUUCCUGUUUGAUGUUCGGUAAGCAAAACGUGGAGGGAUGGCCGUAUAUCGACUAUGUUUAAAAUAGUUGUAUAGUCUGUUUGUUCUUCUUUCAUCAAAGUAAUGGUGUUGUGUGAUAAUGGGAGUUAAAAAGGGUAACUUUUUAGACUUAAGAUGAGUUUACAGUUUCCCUUUUAUUUUUACCUUUUAUUUUCUUUCUGAGAAAUGUUUAGAGAAUUUGCACUUUUUCCUUUUAUAAUAUACAAUGAAGGCAUAAUUAUAUACUA